AUGGAGAAGUUUGGCCCUAAAGUUAAAAAUGACUUAGAUACCGAAAGAUUAGAAAAUGAGAAACUAAGACAACAUAUAACUGAUCUAACAAGAAUAAUUAAAGACAAGGAACAGGAAGUUGACUAUAAGAUUGAAGAAAUAGAUCAAUUGAAAAAAGAGUUGGAAAUGAAAGAUAGAGAAAUAACACUGUCAAGGCAAAACUUUGUUGAAGACUUAAUGGAGGAAGUUGCAGCCGGCAGGGAAGAUAUUGAAAACCUCAAUACCGAAAUCGGAAGAAUGUUGAAAAUUAACUGUAACUUGACUUAUGAUCUAGAGAAAUAUUUACAUGAUAUUGAUGAUCUGAAGCGUGAGAAUAGGAAACUUAAGGAGACAGGAAGUAAGGGUGGUGCAGUGGGUCAAUCAAGGAGAAUUGUUCGGCAAAGUAUCAAUAUCGGAAGAAAGACAAAGGACAUAGCAAGGGUUUUUGCUUCAAAUACUGAUGGUGUCCUUUCUUCUAGUGGUUCCAGUAGUAAACAAAUAGAAACAUCCUUGCCCAAUGAACUAUCAGCUAUAGAUCGGCAUCAGCAAAUGGCAAGUACCGGUGGCUCUAUAACGCUUAUAUCUACACCUCCAUCUACGCCGGUUUCAGCCUGUCCCAUAAGCUCAGAAUCUGAAUCUGACGAAGACGAAGAAGGAAGCGUGGACCUUUUCGAAGAAGAAAGCGAGGCCAGUAGCGGAGACGAAGCCAAAAUUGCUAAAUUUAAAGAUUACUUUGUUUCCAAGGACGAUGAAAUUCCACCAAAACGAAAAACCAAUAAAUUAAUGGAGGAAUUAGAUCAAGAAGAUGAUGAUGAUGAUGAUGAUGAUUUAAUAAACGAUGUAAAAUCAACUUUGGAGUUGAGACAGGAAAGAUUACAAAAAAAGAUUGAGGACCUCGAAGAACAAGCAAUAACGGAAAAAUCCUGGCAAUUGAAAGGCGAAAUAACAGCAGAAAGUCGUCCUCAAAACUCCUUAUUACAAGAAAUAGUUGAGUUUGAUUUGACCACAAGACCUGCGCCUGUUAUAACUGAACAAACCUCUUUGCAACUAGAAGACAUAAUUAGGCAAAGAAUCAAAAAUAAAACAUUUGAUAGUGUAGAGAAAAUCAGUAGACCAAUAGAGACUCCUUUGGAGUAUAGAAAGAAGCUUGUUUUGGAUCAAGAGAAAAGCAAAGAGUCUUUGGCUAACAUUUAUGAAAAGGAGUUUUUAGAGCAACAAGCUAAAUUAGACAAAGACAAUGUAGAUGCACCAGAAAAAGAACCAGAAACUCACAAAGAAUUAAAAAAACUAAUGAAAUCACUCUUCAACAAACUAGAUGCCUUGUCCAACUAUCAUUUCACCUCAACUCCUGCAAUACCCGAACUCAAAAUCGUCAGCAAUUUGCCAGCCGUUAACAUGGAAGAAGUUGCACCUGUAGCAACUAGUGAUGGAGCUUUGUUAGCUCCAGAAGAAAUAAGAAAUAAAACUAAAGGAGACGUUUUGGGCAAAGGAGAGAAAACCGGAACAGAUAAGAAACGCGAAAGGAGGAAGAAGAAGCUAAAACAAAAAAUACACGCUAAGAGGAAGGCUAAAAUUGAGGAAGUGGUUGCGAAAAAGAAAAAGGAACGAGUGAAAGCUUGAUUUUUUUACAAAUAAAUAGACUAACAAAUACGAUAUAUAUUUUGUCUUAUUACAUAUUAUUAAUAACACCGAUAUUUACAAAUGAGGCUUUAGUUGACUAGAUAUUGUGGCCAAUUCAACAUCAAACACUUGUCCCAGUAGAAUUUGUUUCAACAAUAUUAUUACAAUCCUUAUCCAUGCCAAACAAAAUUUCACUUCCGGCUGGCAUAAUUGUAUUGUUGAAAUAGUUUGAAGACUGGAAAAAGUUUGAUUCAGCAUUGUCUACGGCUUCUAAAUUCUUGUCCAAAUUAUAAGGAUUUCCUAAAAAUUCGGCAUACAAUGAUAAUGGUUGAAUUUCGGUUGUGGUGGUACUUGGUAUAACUGUGGGACUGUUAUAUAAAACUGGAAAUGCGUGUUGUU
Ceutorhynchus assimilis (cabbage seed weevil) is the source of this 2037-nucleotide messenger RNA. The record is from the annotation of a GenBank genome assembly. NCBI's taxonomy places the organism in Eukaryota, Metazoa, Arthropoda, Insecta, Coleoptera, Curculionidae.